Molecule: messenger RNA, 4547 nt
Organism: Acanthoscelides obtectus
Lineage: Eukaryota; Metazoa; Arthropoda; Insecta; Coleoptera; Chrysomelidae
Source: the annotation of a GenBank genome assembly
AUAAACACUCUGGUAGAAAAGCAAUCGCGGAUAGCUACGGCUGCAGAGCUUUCAGAUCGAUAUGGUGUAUGAUGGUGGCCCCACUCCGAAAUCGCGCUUAAAGCCGGCCACUGUCAUCAAAGCACUUCUGUUUCGCGCGGUCCGCAGUAUCACGGUGUGUUAGCAGGAAAUCCGAAUCGCAGCUGCAGGAUUUAAUUUGCUGUCCGGCCCGAAUACGCGCGGUAUCAUUGUUAUCUUUCAAUUUGAACACUUGUGCAGUGCUUAAAUUCUCGCGCGGUACAUUGUUUAAUAGCAAGCGAGGGAGGCUAAUCAGUUUAAGGACUUUGGCAAGGAGAUGAUUGACUACGUAGCCAGUUAUCUUGAGAAUGUAAGAGAAAGACGAGUUCUUCCAACAGUGGAACCUGGAUACUUGCGGCCUUUGAUUCCAGAAAAAGCCCCAGAUAAACCGGAUAAAUGGCAGAAUGUUUUGGCAGAUGUGGAGAAAGUCAUCAUGCCAGGUGUAACACACUGGCAUUCACCUAGAUUUCACGCGUAUUUCCCAACGGCCAAUUCGUAUCCAGCCAUAGUCGCAGAUAUUCUGAGUGGUGCAAUCGCGUGCAUCGGUUUCACUUGGAUCGCAAGUCCAGCAUGUACAGAAUUGGAAGUGGUGAUGAUGGACUGGCUUGGCCAGAUGUUGGGCCUUCCGGACGAGUUCUUGGCAAAAUCUGGAGGCCGAGGAGGCGGUGUGAUACAAGGCACAGCUAGUGAAGCCACGUUGGUAGCACUGCUUGGAGCCAAGGCGAAAGCUUUGGCCAGGGUUAAGAAGGAGAAGCCCCAUAUGUCGGAUGCUGAGAUUGUUGGAAACUUGGUUGCAUAUGCUUCAGCACAAAGUCAUUCAUCUGUGGAACGAGCAGGACUAUUGGGUGGAGUAAGAAUGAGAGCACUAGAAUCUGACGAGAACAACAAACUUCGUGGUGAAACCUUAGAGAAAGCAAUUAAAGAAGAUUUGGAGGCUGGAUUGAUUCCUUUUUUUGCUGUGAAUACCUUAGGGACAACUUCAUCAUGUGCAUUCGAUCGACUUGAUGAACUGGGACCAGUUUGUAACGAGUACAAUUUGUGGCUUCAUAUUGAUGCUGCUUAUGCUGGAUCUGCCUUUGUUUGUCCCGAAUACAGAUAUCUGAUGGCAGGCAUCGAGAAAGCAGAUUCGUUCAACUUCAACCCCCACAAAUGGUUGCUGGUGAACUUUGACUGUUCAGCAAUGUGGCUGAAGGACCCGUCAUGGCUGGUCAACGCGUUCAAUGUGGAUCCGCUCUAUUUGAAACACGAGCAACAAGGCUCUGCCCCUGACUACCGACACUGGCAAAUUCCCCUCGGCAGGAGAUUCAGAGCUCUGAAGUUGUGGUUCGUCCUGAGAUUGUACGGGGUUGAGAACCUCCAGGCUCAUAUCAGGAAGCAGAUUGGGCUUGCUCACUAUUACGAGUCCUUAGUCAGGACAGACGACAGAUUCGAGAUCACCGAAGAAGUCCUGAUGGGCUUGGUAUGCUUCAGACUAAAAGGAACCAACGAACUAAACGAGGCUUACAUCAAAAGAAUCAAUGGAAGAGGACUAAUACACUUAGUACCGUCCAAGAUUAGAGACACCUUCUUCCUUAGAUUGGCUAUUUGCUCCAGAUUCACUGAGAAAGCUGAUAUUGAUGUAUCUUGGAAGGAGAUCAAGGAUACUGCUGACGAAAUAUUGAACAACAAUCACUGCAACAACCAUAAUCAUGUUAACCACAAAUAAGGGAGGUUACCUAUUAUGAGCUAAGGAUAUUGUAUUAUAAUGGAUUAUUUAUUCAAGUUUAGCUAAAAAGAUCACUGCGUGUUGUUAUAGAUAUGACAAUAAAAUACAGUAAGUUAUGAGAUAAGGAUAUAAGGAUUCUAUAGAAUAUUAAAUAUACAGGGUGUAAACGUUAUGAUAGUCAUUAUUUAAAUGGGUGAUAGAGGGGGUUAAAAGAAGCAAAAAGUUUCAUAUAACAUGGGGGUCAAAACGGCGUUUUUUUUUAGAGAAAAACGACUUUAAAGUAAUAUAAAAUCUGACGCCGUAAUGCCAGACGCAAAUUACGACGGAACGCAGUAUAAAUAAAGAUGGAGUUUGUUAUUUUGGCUCUUAGCUAUUAUUUCAUUAUUUGAUAAUGUACUCGUAAAAUGCAAACAAUUAAAAAAAACGGACUUACCACUAACUGUCUCGGCGCUUCACAUGGUGUGUGAAAGUUUAUUGAACGUAUUAAAAAAUCCACUUAUAAAUAGGGAACACAAUUUUGAUACAUACAUUGUUUUUAUUUUUAAAACCUACACUACACUUUUUUGUAUUUAAAGAAGGUGUUCAAAAUGUCGUCCUCCACUUUCCACACAAGCUUCAUUACGAUGAAGCCAGUUUGUUCUUACUCUAGGUCCUCGAAGUUGUCCAUUUAUUAUUUCAGCCGCAUUAAAAUGUUUUUCGCGAAGUUGUGCUUCAGUUGUUAUUGGACCAGCCCCAUAAACCAUCCCUUUAAGUUCUUUUUUUUUUUUAUACUCCAGCUUCCACGAAGGCCUAAGGCCUAAGCACCCAUUGGGUACCGUGGGGCUAUGGGGGAUACAUGGGAAAGGGGGGACGCCACACGGACUCUGGGGAGGGAACACGUGUGCAUGCAACAUGCACACAUUCUGGCUCCGCCUACGAGAACCGCCGGGUGGUACCUCCGCGUUCGACAGUCAGAGACCAUCUACCACCUACGGACAAUCACAACAUCCAUGGCCAAGAGAAACAUUUCUCCUGGGACGGGACUCGAACCCGCACAGCGCACGGCGGCUGAUCAGGAGACCGAAGAGUCUACUACUGCGGCCACCGCUGCUGCCUAAAACAAACACACAACAUCCAUGGCGAAGGCGAGAUUCGAACUCGCGGCCCGGCCGGCCGGCUGAUCAGUAGCACGACACUCUGACCCACGCGGCCAACCGAGGUCCCCAAUACCAGAAAUCCAUCGGAUUAAGAAAGGAGAUCUUGCUGGCCUAUUUUUGGAGCUGGAGCAUUUCGACCGAUCUAGCGAUUUGGAUAAUAUUCAUUCAAAUACUGAAUGACGCCUCUAAAAGUGUGUGGUGGUGCCCCGUCAUGAAAGAAACCAACCAAAUUCUAUCUCCGUUGUAAUGGCAUGUUGUCUAAGGUCUGUUCCAAGAGUUCUGGUAGAUUAUUGGCUAGAAAGCUAAGGUAUCCUUCUCCUGACAACUUUGGGGGUAACUCGAAAGGGCCAAUCACACUGAUCGUCAGAAUACCCACCUAAAUAUUUAUUUUAAAACGUUGUUGGAAAUGACCUUCACGAAUGAUAUGAGGAUUUUCUUGGGCCCACGUGUGGGUAUUAUGGAAAUUUAAUAUCCCGUCUUGCGUAAAAGUACAUUCGUCCGUCGCUAGAAUGUUUUAAAAAAACGGAUUUUCAAUGUUUUUGUGCAGAAACCACUGGCAGAAUGUUAGUCUGCGAGGAUAGUCUUCUGGUAACAAGGCCUGCACUCGUUGUACAUGGCAGGGAUAUAGCAAAAUUUUCCCGCAGGAUUCUAUGGACUAUGGUAUGCGAUAGUCCUACGCGGCGGCCUAAUUCCCGAGUGCUGAUAUCUGCAUUGAUUUCCACGAUAUUUAAAAUUUAUUCCUCCUGCUCUACAGUAACCUGUCUUUCAGGAGUACGAAUAUUAGUGAGCUGAACACUUCCUGUAUCUUGAAGUCUUUGGUACACUUGAACAAAUGUCCUUCUGUCUGGGUGUACCCGUUGGCGAAAUCUGUCGCGAUACAUUUGAGCUGCAAGAUUUGAAUUCUGACGAGCUUCACCGUAGACUAACAACAUGUCGGCGAGUGCUUGAUUCGAGAACAUUUUAAAUAAACACGACGACGUACGCGAACAAUAACUAACCACUGUUACCGUUUGCGAAAAACUUAAUGCCAUUUAUUUGUUAAUUACCCAAUUUAAAAAAUGUUUUAGAUUAGAUUAUAAAAAUUAGUAAGAUUGUGGUGAUUGUGGUCGAUAUAAGUUGUAAACUAUAAAGCCAUUUAGUCAAAAAUCUUUCGACUUUUGGACCAUGGGUCAUAUGAACUUUUUGACUUGUUUUAACCCCUCCUAUUACCCAUUUCAAUAAUGACUACCAUAACGUUUACACUCUGUAUAGCUUGUAAAUUAGAGGUAAUCAACGAGAGUUAUCCAAUACUUUUUAAUCAUAAAAGGUAUUGUCUGAGUUACCUCUUACAGCUAAAGUUAAGUACUACUUGCUUCCCAUCAAACAAUACAAAAUUUCUCUACGCUCUAUGCUUUUAAAAUUAAAUAAAUUUUCAUGGAUAUUAUAAAGCAAUCGUUAGAAGGAUGAUUUAGUGUAAUAUGAUGUAUGUUUUGACUUUAUUAUUUAAUCUCAGGUGUUUAAAAGUUACUCCAAACAAACGAUUGAUAUGUGCUAUGGAAAAUACUUAAAAUGUAAAUAUAUAGAAUAUUAUUGAGGAAUGGACCAAUAUUGAUAACGCAAUACAAUGAAAUGUACUCCAUAAAAGAUAAAUAUAUUCUGUAUGAAGUAUA